CGGGGCUCCGAGGCCCGACUCUGGGACCCAGGCGCCGCCCGGGGUGGCCGCGCGGGAGCAUGGCCUUGCAGCUGGGCAGGCUGAGCGCGGGCUCCUGCUGGCGCGCGGCGCGGGGCGGCUGCGGGGGGCUCUGCGCCCGGUCCCCGCGCCCCGCAGCCGGCCCGGCGGGCACGGGGCAGAGCCGCGGGCUGGGGCGCGUCCCCGCGGCGAGCGGCGGCACCUGGCAGGGCACCGGGCUGGCCGCGGCGCUGGCGGGGCUGCUGGGGCUGGCCGCCGCCGCCUUCGGGCACGUGCAGCGCGCGGAGAUGGUGCCCAGGAGCUCGGGGGCGCGGGAGCCGCCGCUGCGGAGGCCGGAGGAGGACGACGAGCUGGCCCGCCGCUGCCGCCGCUUCAUGGCCGCGCCCGUGACCGACCUGGGCGAGCUGCGGAGGAGGCCGGCCGACGUGAAGACCAAGAUGGAGCUGCUGAUCCUGGAGACCCAGGCGCAGGUGUGCCAGGCUCUGGCACAGGUAGACGGCGGCGCCGGCUUCUCUGUGGACCGGUGGGAGAGGAAGGAGGGAGGUGGCGGUAUCAGCUGUGUACUUCAGGAUGGGCGCGUUUUCGAAAAGGCUGGGGUGAGCAUUUCUGUUGUUCAUGGAAAUCUUUCUGAGGAAGCAGCGAAACAAAUGAGAAGCAGAGGAAAAAUUCUGAAGACUAAAGAUGGUAAAUUGCCAUUUUGUGCUAUGGGCGUGAGUUCUGUCAUCCACCCCAAGAAUCCUCAUGCUCCUACUAUCCAUUUCAACUACAGAUACUUUGAAGUAGAAGAAGCUGAUGGUAACAAGCAGUGGUGGUUUGGUGGUGGAUGUGACCUCACCCCAACAUACCUGAACCAAGAAGAUGCUGUCCAUUUCCACAGAACUCUAAAGGAGGCUUGUGACCAGCAUGGUUCAGAUCUCUACCCCAAAUUUAAAAAAUGGUGUGAUGAUUACUUCUUUAUAGCCCAUCGUGGAGAGAGGCGGGGCAUCGGUGGUAUCUUCUUUGAUGAUCUUGACUCUCCGUCCAAGGAGGAGGUGUUUCGCUUUGUGCAGAGCUGCGCCAAGGCUGUUGUGCCUUCUUAUAUUCCCCUUGUGAAAAAGCACUGUGAGGAGCCAUUCACCCCCCAGGAGAAGCUGUGGCAGCAGCUCAGAAGGGGACGGUAUGUAGAAUUUAAUCUGCUGUAUGAUCGGGGCACAAAGUUUGGCCUCUUCACUCCAGGAUCCAGAAUUGAAAGCAUCUUGAUGUCUUUACCUCUAACUGCCCGAUGGGAGUACAUGCAUUCACCCUCAGAGAAUUCCAAAGAAGCUGAAAUUCUGGAAGUUCUGCGUCAUCCAAGGGACUGGGUGCAUUGAUGCAGGCAGAGUGGCCAUGCAGCGGUUUGGAGGGCAGAUGUGUGGUCCCCAUGCCGCUGGCUGGCACUGUUGGCCACCGUGUGGCAGUUAGUUACCUGUGCCUUAGUGCCCCGGUCUUCUCCCCUCUGCACCCUGCCUUGUGGGCAGAUGGUAGCAUGUUUUGGAUGCUGUCAGUGAUGAAUGGUGAGAUGGAAGAUUGUCAGUCAGUUGAUUAAACCUCAUUUGUACAUUUAGCAUCAUUUUAUAUGACCAUUUUACAAAAUAGGACAUUGAGUUUCCAAGUAUUGAGAUAAGGGAAUAUAGUGUUAUAUGUAUCAGGAAAUUUCUCAUCUUGUUUUUGUUUCACGUAUUUUUUUUAAAGUUUUCAUUUCUGCCACAAAAAUCUGUCGUGGGAUACAUUUUAUUUUUAUUCAUUCAGUGAAGUUGAGACUUCAUAAUAAUUUUAGAAUGCAACUUGAAGGUAAACAUUUUAUUUUGUCAGUACUGAAGUCUCUGAUGUAAUCUUUAUAUAUCUUCCAGAGAACGUAAUAUUGUAAAGUAGAUAACCUUUUUAUAAUAGGUAUUUAGAAGCACUUGAAAUAUUCUUAAUCUCUGCAUGUGGUAUAAUUCAGUUAUUUCUGUAGUUUGUAAAAUCUAAAGUGACAUUACUAUUUUUUAAGAGAUGUCUGAGUUGUAAUUUUGAUUUUUGUGGAACCAUAGUUUGUUAAUGUUGGGAUUCUCUGCACUUUUAAAUGUGAAAGCUUAUAUUCCUGAAUUCUGAUAUUUAAAUUUUCUAUUUCAGACAUCUCUAUGUGGAAGUUGAGACUAAGGACAAUCCUAGGGAUGUCAUGAAUUUAGGCAAUGUUUCUCAUUUGGAAAGUGAAAUGAGAAAUAAUUUCCUAUUUAAAGCAAAUAUACAUAAUAUGAGAAACUUACAGGCAUUUUGUACACAUGUUUCUUAGCAAAGUGGACAUUGAAAAUGUCCUCUCUUUUUUUUUGAGACGGAGUUUCACUCUUGUUACCCAGG
This is a messenger RNA of Saimiri boliviensis boliviensis (Bolivian squirrel monkey), 2373 nucleotides long. RefSeq names its product coproporphyrinogen oxidase (gene CPOX). Gene Ontology annotation, molecular function: coproporphyrinogen oxidase activity. NCBI's taxonomy places the organism in Eukaryota, Metazoa, Chordata, Mammalia, Primates, Cebidae. The record is from RefSeq and is a predicted model, not a curated record. Gene Ontology annotation, cellular component: cytoplasm.